AUGACCCUAACGAUAGUAACAUUCUUAAUGAUUGUCGGAAGAUGUACCAUUCUGAUAUAUCUUGUCUUCUGUGUCCCGAUUCUCACUACAAUUCUCUAUUUCAUAUUCAAAAAUGAUACUGCAGCGUCUAGUUCUGUGAGUCUUCAAAACUUCGGAUUCGAUUUGAACCUAAAAUUGAUUAAGAAUCAAGAAUUAUUCUUUAAAAACUUUAACUUUGGUGGUCAUCGUGGAUCUCCUGAAAAAGCUCCAGAAAACAGUUUAGCGAGUUUUCUGAAAGCAAAAGAAGAUGGUUGUGAUUUAGUAGAAUUUGACAUUCACAUGUCAUCAGAUGGCGUUCCCCUCUUAAUGCAUGACGAUACAACUGAAAGGACUGGAAAUGCAAAUUUGAAAGUGGAGGAAACCAAAUGGGAAGUGCUGAAAGGAAUCGAAUUGAAGCCUGUCAAGAACAUGACUGAUAAGAUUCCAAAGUUGAACGAAGUUAUUGAUUGGUGUGUUGAGAAUGGACUCAAAAUGCUAUUUGAUAUGAAAAACGAUAACAUUGCAUUGAUUGAACUUGUAGCUGAAGAAAUUAGAAAACGAAACAUUUAUGAUAGGGUAUUGGUGAGCAGUUUUAAUCCAAUCGUUCCAUGGAGGCUGAAGAAAAUUGACCCGAGAAUCAUUACAGGAAUCACUUUGGAUCGUUCGUAUUACUCGUAUAGUGAUGACUUCAGAAAAAGUCCAUUCACCACUAACAUCUUCGCUCAUUUCUAG
This is a messenger RNA of Caenorhabditis briggsae, 750 nucleotides long. Lineage: Eukaryota; Metazoa; Nematoda; Chromadorea; Rhabditida; Rhabditidae. Bases 1 to 750 code for a protein of 249 amino acids. The transcript has 2 exons. Gene Ontology annotation, biological process: lipid metabolic process. The record is from RefSeq and is a predicted model, not a curated record. Gene Ontology annotation, molecular function: phosphoric diester hydrolase activity.